Molecule: messenger RNA, 1942 nt
Organism: Paramecium octaurelia
Lineage: Eukaryota; Ciliophora; Oligohymenophorea; Peniculida; Parameciidae
Source: the annotation of a GenBank genome assembly
AUGAGACCGAUUUCCUCUGCUCUCAAAUUAAAAACCAAUGAUAGUUCAGAAAAACGUCUCAGGAGUGCAGUCUAAUUCAAAUUAGCAGACUCUUAAAAGUAUGAAUUACUGAAUAAUCUCGGAUAGACUAAAGAAUGUCCUCAUAAAACAAUCACAAACAUCCCAAUAGUCAUUAUCACAAUAAUCGAGACUACAAAGUGGAACAACCUAUAACACAUCCCAACGCACUGGAUAUUCUACUCAUAGAAUGAAUGAAGCAGAAUAUGACUCAGGUUCAAGCUCGGCUUUCAGAGGUCAAAUUAAAAUGAGAUCCACCUUUCAUUCAAGCAAAAACAACCUCAUAAGGAGAGUGGACUCUCAAUUCAGUCUAGAUAACAGAUAAAACUCGUCUCCUUAAGAUACCAAUAGAAACGCCAUCCCAUCCUUAUAAAACAGGCUCUUUCAAUAAGGGGGCAGAUCUCCAUAGAAAUAAUUAAUUGUUACUCAAGAGAAUAUGGAUUCUUAUGAAGUGAAAAGAAGAAUGAAAUUCGACCCUUAAAUCAAGCAAUAAGUUAUCUAUUUUAAAAUAUUGAAUAUAUCCAAUAUCGGAUUAAAAAAUUAUCUAUUUUACCUUUACAAGCAACAAAAAUGUUUGAUUGACCUGGUCAAAUCCAAAGCAGAAACCCAAGUAAUAAUCCUAUUUCAAUUAGCUAAUUGAUUUUUCUUAACAAAUUUUAACAUUUUCUAUAGGAACUCUAUCACCUAUUGCAUUAAUUGAAACUCUUAGUUUUUCUGCCUCCAUGCUUGAAUCAACAUCUUAACUUGAUUGGGCAAUCUUCUAUCAUAAUUAAACCAGGAUCAUGGCUAAUUAUGCAAAAUAAACUAUGGAUAAAUAUAAAAUGAAAUCUUUGAUUGGACUCGGGAAUUGUUCAAUCAAAAUGUAAUAAUAUGAGAUUGGAAUCAAAUUCUUUAAGAAAUGUCUGCAAUACUCAUGGUUAAAUAAUGACUUAGAUUAUGAAAAUGAAGUCUAUUCCAAACUGGGAGUUUGUUAUUAUUAUCUUGGAGACAUCGAAAAAGUACUAUUCCAAUUUAUCAAGACUAAAUACUAUCAUGAAAGAGCCAUAACCUAUGAUUAUGAGAUAGAGAGUUCUCCCUUACGUUAAAUGAGUUCAGACACACUCAAAAUUUUCCUAAGUAAAAAUUUCACCAGAAAUUACGCUGAAACUAUAAAUACUCCUCUUUUGAAUAGAUUAAAUCUGCCUCUUCCUUAAGAUAUAUUGUAAAUUUCUAAAUAAGAAAUACAGAAUGAAUCUCCUACUAUGAUCAAUCCUAGAACAACUAAUGAAUCCAAGGUUUCAUCUACCAGAAGAAACUCUAUCUUUGAAUCAAAUCCACAUAUGAAAAUGUUUUCUGCUAUGUAAGUGGAUGGACUAAGAAUUUAAUAAGAAAUUUUAUCGACUUAAGAAUUUGAAGUUGAAAUUUACACUCCAAAACAUUCAUGUAAAAAUCUAUGAUAAUAAUAUAAAAGUUAAAUCAGAAAGUAAAUGCUUUGAUUUUAUAAGAAAUAAAAAAAUACAUCCUUAAGAUAUCUUUCAUGAUAUUAAAUAUAAAACCAAUCCCUUUAUUUUAUCUGAUCUUGGAGUGAUAAGUGGUUAGAAUGAUGAAAACCCAAUUGAGAAUCCUUAAAUGUAUAAAUUGCCUUUAGAUCAAUAAAUUGAUAUCAGAUUAAAGAAGAAGACCUAUGUGGACAUACAAUCAAAAUUAAAAAAAUUAAUGGAUUAUAAAUAUCAUACAAAGACAUAAAUGAAGAAUAAAAUCCUGGUAGUCAUUUAAUUUAAUGAAGAUUACACACAGAAAUAUUGAGAAUGAAAAAAGACAUUAUGUUGUGGAUUAGAAUAAGGUUCUAGAAAGUGUAUAAAGAAAUUUCGAAAAUCUCAUAGAAAAUUUAAUGAAUUAGUAAUGA